Anguilla anguilla (European eel) is the source of this 1408-nucleotide messenger RNA. It is a transcript of the gene dnaaf4, whose product is annotated as dynein axonemal assembly factor 4. Lineage: Eukaryota; Metazoa; Chordata; Actinopteri; Anguilliformes; Anguillidae. Gene Ontology annotation, biological process: inner dynein arm assembly; outer dynein arm assembly; cilium movement. The transcript is spliced from 9 exons. Bases 84 to 1355 code for a protein of 423 amino acids. Gene Ontology annotation, molecular function: nuclear estrogen receptor binding. The record is from RefSeq and is a predicted model, not a curated record.
CCUUAUUGAGUCCCACAUUCUGCCAUUUUCUUUCAUCUUUAGCUAACGUAUCUAGGCUAGGCUAUCCAAAUAAGUUGGAGAAAAUGCCUGUAAUAGUCCAAGAUUACUCGUGGACGCAAUCGGAAACUAUGAUUAAUAUAAGUGUACCCUUGAAAGGAAUGAAACCUGGAAAAGUGGACAUAUUUGCCACAGAUGAAUAUCUUAAGGUCAGUUUCCCACCAUUUUUAUUUGAAGUCUUCCUUUUCAAACCAAUUGAUGAUGACAAAAGCGUCGCAAAAAUCGGAAACGGUGUGGUCAUUUUCAGUUUGCACAAGAAGAAUGAGGGAGUAUGGGAACAGCUUUCGUUGAAAAACGAUGACAAGGAUAAGUUGAAAGAGAUCAGAGAGAGAGCAGUGCUUAAAGCCCAGGAAAAGUCAGAAGCUGACCUAAAAGCCAAAGCCACAAGAAAACAAGAAGAAAAGAAAUAUGCUCUGGAGAGUAUGAUGAAGCUGGAAGAUGAAGAGAGGGCAAGAAUUAAGAGGAUUAAGGAAGAGGAGCGCGAGAAAGUGACAGUGGAGAUGGAGGCUUGGAAAAUUAAACAGAAACAAGAGGUAGAAAAAGAGACGGCACAACGGAUGCAAAUGAUCAUGGAUGAAGAACACAAGCAGACGAAGUCAGAUGCAACAUCUGUAUCCAGGUCUGCAGAACACAAAGCCAAGGUCAAACAAGGUUGCCAAAACAAGUCCAUUAAGCCAAAACAGGUGACUUUGCCAGCUCCAAGAUGCUCUGGCAAUAUUAAAGUAAAGUUCACUCCACGAGUGUUUCCCACAGCACUGCGAGAAUCCAGGGUAGCCGAAGAAGAGGAGUGGCUUAAAAAGCAGGCUGAGGCCAGGAGAGCUAGCAGUACGGAUGCACCAGAGUUCAGUGACCUGAAGGAAGAGGAAAGGAACCCUGACUGGCUGAAGGAGAAGGGAAACAAACUGUUUGCAACUGGUAACUAUCUGGCCGCUGUCAGUGCCUAUAAUCUGGCCAUACAGCUCAACAGAAACAUUCCUGCCCUGUACUCCAACCGUGCUGCCUGUCAUCUCAAAUUGAGAAAUCUACAUAAAGCCGUAGAAGACUCCUCUAAGGCGCUUACACUACUGAUGCCAGCAGUUCCUGAUAAUGCAGCGGCCAGACUGAAAGCUCACCUGAGACGAGGCACUGCCUUCUGUGAGCUGGAACUUUACGCUGAAGGUCUUCAGGAUUACCAGUCAGCUCUGAAGAUUGACCCUCACAAUGAAGCCGUUCAAGCAGAUGCAGAAAAGAUCAGGCAAAUCAUUCAGGGAAGCCUGGCUGGUCCCUCUGAUUUCCAAGAGGAGCAUGUCAGGCAUUGAACUGAACCAUUAUUUGCAUUAACUAAUUAAAAGUACUUUAUUGUGACUGUAAA